Molecule: messenger RNA, 1361 nt
Organism: Malaya genurostris
Lineage: Eukaryota; Metazoa; Arthropoda; Insecta; Diptera; Culicidae
Exons: 3
Coding region: 365-901 (178 amino acids)
Source: RefSeq, a predicted model, not a curated record
UAUAGCACAAAUACACUCACCAUUGUUUGACGGAUGGAAUGGAGCAGCUAAAACAAAAUUGAUACCGUUCGAACAAAAAUAUUAUUAUUAGUUGGCUUGAUUUAGUAUGGAAGCCAAAGUGGAAACAAAAUAUUGAUCACAAUUGGAGAGAAAUACAACUAACGUUAAAGAAGUGGCAACGAAGGGUUCUGAGUUCUAGAGAAGUACAGAAAUUGGGCCCGAACAUUUGAAUAGUGCAGCCUCGAAGUUAAUUCUUGAAUCGUCUAGUCAAGAAAUAAUUAUCAGUACAACUGAUUAGUACUUACGUCGCGUCAAAUGCUAUUUUUGUUUUGAUAGAAUUGUAUUCUAUUGACUGAAGUACGAAAUGCUAGGUGAUGACGAUACAAAGGGUAAUGAGUCAAUACAACCGCAGAAAGAUACACAAAACAGUCUUUUCGGUGACACAAUGCAAUACCCUGAAAACAUCUUGGCAAACAACUACAGCAACAUGCAAAUGCAGUUAAAUACGCGCUACAUUUCACAGAUAUGCUGUCCCCGGCGGGUGCGAAGUACACUACCUCACGUCCGGAUGCGACCUUACUUCAUACCAAAAAGGUCUCGAACAAAAAGUGAAAACUCAGAUCCUUCCAGCAUACUGUAUCUGGAAACACUACAGACUAUCGAUGCUCUUCAGGGAAACACGAGCACAGCUUUCAUGAUGGAAACCAACGAUACUGCUUCCACUCAGAUGGAUACCAGUCAGCAAUUGCUAUCGCAAAAAUCUGAAAAGUGCAAUUCACUUGUAAAGUCAAAGUCACUGGAAAAUUUGGUGCGAGCCAUCAAGUCCAUUGAUGGAUCGCAGCCUUCGCACGAGAUGGAAUUUGUUUCUAGUCGCAUUCAAAAGUUAAAGGUUCAGGAAUAAGUGUUCUGAUGUCGACGGCAACGAAUAUAAGUGUCUAACAUACCCACUGCAUAAAUAGAUCACGGACUAAACAGACAGUACGAGCAAUUGAUUUAUUCUUCAUCAUGUGAAUAGAGUCUUAUCCCUUACGAAGUUUAGUUGUAUUGAUGGAGAAAUCACAUUAGUUUUUAACGUGAUGUCGAGUGUGUUAGUCUGUUUAGCGUACUGAGAUUUUUACGACCAUGUGUCAACAAUUUGAUGAGCGCAUGCAUACGUUUUAGUAAUAAUUUUACACCAGCAGGAUAGUAGGGCAAGUGUUUGUAAACAAUAGGUUUUGUGAUACCUAGUACCACUAGUGACUGUCGAAACACUUUAAAGAAAAGUUUUUGUGAAGAUUUAGGAAUCCGAGCCAGACUUUGACGGAAUGACAGCAAUUAUGUUUAUUUAUUGAAAAUAAAAUUGUAACAUGAGAAACCAGAAA